Humulus lupulus (European hop) is the source of this 713-nucleotide messenger RNA. RefSeq names its product membrane magnesium transporter. Gene Ontology annotation, cellular component: Golgi apparatus; plasma membrane; early endosome. Lineage: Eukaryota; Viridiplantae; Streptophyta; Magnoliopsida; Rosales; Cannabaceae. The record is from RefSeq and is a predicted model, not a curated record. The transcript has 4 exons. Bases 141 to 461 code for a protein of 106 amino acids.
AAAUAAGCUGAUACAUACUCGGAAGUGAAUAGCGUAUAGUCAAGACUCAACAAGAGCUUUCGGCUGAGCAGAACAGAGCAAGUAGAAUCCUUUGUUCUCUCUCCGGCCGGCGAUCGGAAAAGAAAAAAGGAAAUUCAAUAAUGGGUGCAGCUUUCGUGGUUGGCGUCUUUGGUGUUCUAAUUCUCGCCCAUGCCACUUAUUCAACGAUCCAAUAUCGAGAGUUGUUGAAGAUUAUGGAGGAAGAAUUUUCAGGACCUCCAAUCAAUGUCUUAUUUGAAUUGCUUCUAGGGUUUGUCUUGUGUUUAUGGGCAGCGCUUGCUGUGCCUGGGAAGUUCCUCUCAAUACUCCCCCAUUCUGAAGAAAAUAGGAUAGUUUCUCUACCAGAAAAUUUCGACUUUAUGAUCUUCAACCACCGUGGCAAAGCGUUUCCUAUGGUAACAGAUAUGAAGUUGAACCAUUGAGUUGAUUUAAAGAAUAUCUUCCUGGGGGUGGAAGCAUGACAGAAAUUAGGUUUAUUCAGCAAGUCAUUAAUGUUGUGUUCUGUCAUCUUGUUUGAGUAAUUUUUGGGUUAACUAUGUUUUCAACUCUAUCUGGUGUUUUUUUGUUUGUAAUUCAACUUAAAUUUUGUUGGGGAACUGGUAAAACUACGAAUGGAUACCUACAUUAAUUUGAGCAUAGCGCUAUGAAAGUAGAAAACUCUUCAUGUAUUACCA